AUGAAAGAGUUUGGUAAGCCGGAGGCGAGUUUGAGGUGGUUUUGGGAGCCUGUGGAGGGGUCUGGCCUACAUGAUUUGAUAUACACGGGGUAUUCUACCGUGACCCAUGCCAUGAUACGUGCUAUGUGCGAGAGGUGGCACAUGGAGACCAGUAGUUUUCAUCUACCUGUGGGGGAGAUGACGAUCACUUUGGACAAUAUGCAUAAUCUCCUACACAUUCCUAUUCACGGCCGUAUGCUGGACCACGAUGAGGCAAUGGAUCAGGAGUGUGCGAUUGAUUUGAUGACCAGGUUGUUGGGCAUGUCAGAUGUUGAUGCUAGGGUUGAGAUUAGGACUGAGUCUGCUGGUCAUAUCAGUUAUCCCACACUGAAGCGGGUUUAUGAAGACCACAUGAUAGAGGCUAGACGGCUGGAGGACACACAGACGAGGGAGGAGCUGCAGGAGAGAUCCAGGAGGAGACAAUGCAAUUGGGAAGUGGUCAUGGGGAGGGAUGGCCUUAGCGUACUUGUACGACUAUCUGGAUGUUCUGUUAUUCUGAAUAACAGAACGAUGGCUGGGAGUACGAUUCUUUUUAUGGGAUGGAUUUUAGAGCAUUUGUCAGGUCUGUACCCAAGGAAGAAAAACAAGGAGUGGACGCCGGAGAGACCAUGUGCUGGGAGAUGGCUUACUAGCAGAGGGCAUAUUGAUGUGCACCAUUACCGCGUACUGCUUGAUCGCUUAGAGGUGGAUGUCGUCAGGUUUUUUACUUAUGGUGAUCACAGAGAGAUACGCCCUUUUCAACUUAUUGUCACUUACUCGGGAUGGCUGAUGUGCGGGAAGGAGAGGGUGUACCGUCAUUUACCUGAGCAGACAUCUGUCAUCUGUCACUCAGGUGCCUAUGCAUUUGCUGACCACCGUAUUGCAUAA
Molecule: messenger RNA, 906 nt
Organism: Medicago truncatula (barrel medic)
Lineage: Eukaryota; Viridiplantae; Streptophyta; Magnoliopsida; Fabales; Fabaceae
Product: protein MAIN-LIKE 1-like
Exons: 3
Coding region: 1-906 (301 amino acids)
Biological process (GO): meristem maintenance; meristem development
Source: RefSeq, a predicted model, not a curated record